This is a messenger RNA of Mirounga angustirostris (Northern elephant seal), 1973 nucleotides long. Its product is annotated as phosphatidylinositol-binding clathrin assembly protein-like. NCBI's taxonomy places the organism in Eukaryota, Metazoa, Chordata, Mammalia, Carnivora, Phocidae. The coding region runs from base 100 to 1584 and encodes 494 amino acids. Gene Ontology annotation, cellular component: extrinsic component of presynaptic endocytic zone membrane; clathrin-coated pit; clathrin-coated vesicle. The transcript is spliced from 16 exons. Gene Ontology annotation, biological process: synaptic vesicle budding from presynaptic endocytic zone membrane; clathrin coat assembly; clathrin-dependent endocytosis. The record is from RefSeq and is a predicted model, not a curated record. Gene Ontology annotation, molecular function: phosphatidylinositol-4,5-bisphosphate binding; SNARE binding; clathrin heavy chain binding.
AUCCCGGGACUCCAGGAUCAUGACCUGAGCCGAAGGCAGUCGCCCAACCGACUGAGCCACCCGGGCGCCCUGCCUCGCCGCUUUAAAUCCCACCUCAUAAUGCUGCAGGUCUGCGUCAGGCAGCAAGAGGAAAAGGCCUUUAUUCCGUCAACGCCGGAGCGCCACCUGUUGCCUGCAGAGCUAUCCUUGCUCAGUCCGCUGUUCCGGAAGAGGAGGGACCAGACUCCUGAGCCAUCACCCUCGUGGCUGACAGUCUGCGACGCACACAUGGGGUCGUCUGCGUCCAAGGCUGCCCACAGGGCGACCACCGAUGAGCCCACAGAACCCGAGGCGAAACACCUGGCGGACCUAAUACAGUACAUAAAUGGAACAAAUAUGAGUGUUAAACAUCUGGCUGAUAUUCUUUCUGAGAAAGCCGGGAGCAGCAGCUGGGUGGUAGUAUUCAAAGCCCUGGUUACUGUACAUCACCUUAUGGUGCAUGGAAAUGAGCGUUUUAUCCAACAUCUUGCAUCUAGAAACUCUUUGUUCACUUUACACAACUUCCUGGAUAAAAGCGUCAUGGAAGGCUAUGCUAUGUCAACCUUCAUCAGACGAUAUAGCAGGUACUUGAAUGAGAAGUCACUCGCAUAUAGACUGAUCGCAUCUGACAUCACCAAAACCAAGAGAGGGAUGGAUGGUAUGAUGAGAACUAUGGAUACAAAACAGCUGCUAAACACUCUUCCAGUUAUUCAAACUCAGUUUGAUGCUCUUCUUAAUUUUAACGCAAAUCCUGAUGAACUAACGAAUGGUAUAAUACAUGCUGCUUUCACGCUCCUCUUUAAGGAUUCUCUUCGCCUCUUUGCAGCCUAUAAUGAGGGGAUCCUUAAUUUGCUAGACAAAUAUUUUGAUAUGAGGAAAAACGAAUGCAAGGAAAGUUUGGAUAUUUACAUCAAGUUCCUCGAAAGAACACACAAACUGGUACAGUUCCUGAAAGUUGCAGAGCAAGUUGGAAUUGACCGGAACAACAUUCCAUAUCUUACACAGGCACCCCACAGUUUACUUGAAGCGCUAAAACAGCAUUUAGCUUCUUUGGAAGAGAACAAUGACAGUUUGCUUCCUUACAGUCUCCAGCAUGCAUUCAUCCCCUCUAUCCCAAAUAAUCCAGUUAUGAAAGCUUCAGCAAGCAGAGCUUGGUUUGCAGCCCACAAACCUGUUGGAGCCAGACAGCAAUGUGGAAAAACCAUAGCGAACAAUCUGGAUGGCUCACUUGCUAGCCUUGUAGGAAAUCUUAACCUUGGAGAAAGCCCAGUCAACAAAUCUGACAGGAAGUGGCCUCAGCCUUCAGAGAUGGAAAUUCCUGGUGGAAUGAAGUGGCAGUUGAAUACCUACACCUGCACAUCAACGCUCUGGAAACAUGUUUCUAUUCCUCCUGUUCCCCACAUGGUAUUGCCUCCAGUGGGAUAUCCAGUGACUUCACAGCAAGUGCCUAUGUAUAGAACGGUUCAAACUCCAAUGGGAGCUCCUUCCCUGAUGGCACCUCAACCUAUGAUUCAUACGCAACCAGGCUUAAGCACCAGCAACUCUUGCUCCAUCCACAAGAAAUAACACACAAUCCAUGUAGAAGUACCAAAGCAAAAAGAUUCAGAUUCAGAGGUGAACAAAGGUGAUGAUCUCUCUACAGCCUGAACUGAAUCAUCCACAGCUUCCAAGUAAAAUAAACAUUCAUUUGAACAUUCAGUACUGUGAGAUUCUUCAAUUCAAUGUUUUGGAGGUGAUACAUUCUACUUCUCUUGUUUUAAUAGUUAUCCUUGAAAUGUUACCCUGCAAAAUUAUCAAAAACUAAAGUUAGUAUCUUAAUCUCCCCUCCCGAAUAACACAAGGACCUUAGAACACUUUUUUUUUUUUAUUAUGUUAGUCACCAUACAUUAGUUUUUGAUGUGGUGAUCCACGAUUCAUUGUUUUCGUAUAACACCCAGUGCUCCAUGCAGUAUGUG